AUGUCCUCUGCUCAUGAUGCCACCACCAAGAUCUCCAUUGACAAGUUCAACGGCGAUAACUACGCGACGUGGAGCCGCUACAUGCGUGGCGUAUUCCUGACCAAGUCGGCGUGGCACGUGGUGAACCGGGAGACCACCCCCACCUUCGCCGAUCCUCGCGCCAGUGACGACUACGUCAAGACGAACAACAUUGCGUUCGUCUUGAUGCUGCUGCACAUGAGCGCAGAUUAUCAUCACGUGGUUGAUGACUGUGGAGAGGCGUGGGUCGCAUGGGCGCGUUUGAAGACGCUGUACGGCGGGUCGCAGAAGGCUGGACGCAUCUACUUGAAGCGCCAGCUGUUCAGCAUGGAGAUGGCGGAAGGCGGCAAUGUGAUGCAUCAUUGCAACGAAGUCCUCAACAUCAGCGCGAAGCUCAGCAGCAUCGGCGCCAAGAUGGAGGAUGAGGACGUGGCGAUCUGCUUGUUGUUGUGCAGUCUCCCCAAGAGCUACGAGAAUGUCGUUCUCAACUUGGAGAUGAGCAGCGCGGAACUACGAUCGCAAGACGUCGUGAGAGUGCUCACGAAUGAGCACAUCAAGAGGCAAGGUGACAAGACGACAUCGGUGAAGACUGAAGACGCGGCGAAGGCGUUCAGUACCGAGCGUGAACCUCGCCAGUGUGCAUACUGCGGAAAAUUGGGGCACACGGCGGAGCGGUGCUGGACCAAGCAGAAGGACGAAAAUCAAGGUGGAGCUCGACGCGGCGGCAACAAUGCUCGUGGACGCGGAGCCAACAACGUUCAGUGGCGAACCAACAACAACAACGACGACAACUACGAUUGA
Messenger RNA from Peronospora matthiolae, 819 nucleotides. The record is from the annotation of a GenBank genome assembly. NCBI's taxonomy places the organism in Eukaryota, Oomycota, Peronosporomycetes, Peronosporales, Peronosporaceae.